Molecule: messenger RNA, 3209 nt
Organism: Brachypodium distachyon (stiff brome)
Lineage: Eukaryota; Viridiplantae; Streptophyta; Magnoliopsida; Poales; Poaceae
Product: berberine bridge enzyme-like 28
Exons: 2
Coding region: 1436-3064 (542 amino acids)
Molecular function (GO): oxidoreductase activity; FAD binding
Source: RefSeq, a predicted model, not a curated record
UCCCCUUCAGGGUGGCUUCUCUCAGGCAUUACCUGUCGUCUUCUUCCUCCUCCUCCUUGAUCCAUUGCCUGCUUCUUCACCGGCGAGCAUGACCGCGACGCCGGCGGUGAUCGGCCUGAGUUCUUCCGCCCCUCCGCCGCCACCGCUCCAUCCACCAGCCUCGCAUCAGCAGCCGCAGCCCCAUCCGGCCGCUUCCCAAUCCCAUCAGCAACCACAACCCCAUCCAGCCGCCUCGCAUCAGAAGCCACAUCAGCCCCAUCCAGCUGCCUCGCAUCAGCAGAAACAGCAGCCCCAUCCGCCAUCCUCGCAUCAGCAACGGCCCACGAUUUGCUUCAACACGCGCUGCAAGGACCCCAAAUCGGAAGGCCCACACCACCGCGGCUGGCGCCUGCGCUCCGGCGACUUCAGCGAGCUCUGCGACCGAUGCUAGAUCUAACUCCGAUGGGGAUGCAGGAUCUAACUCCGAUGGGGCUCCGUCAGCAUGGAGCUGUGCACACACGGGCUCAAGCUUCGGCCGCCUCCACGGCUCCUCGGCCGCCGUCGGGGGCCUCUACAGGGAGAGAGGGAGGGAGGAGGCGAGGCAGGCGGCGGGCGCGGUCGGCAUGAGAAGAGCCAACAACGAUGGGAAGAGCCAGAUGCACUCGCAACCGGAGCUGGUGAAAAAGAACCUGGAGUGAGAAGAGUGAGAGAAUGGAGAGAGAGAGGGGGGGGGGAGCUGCCGGGAAUAAGCCGGCUUGAGCGGCCGGAAAUGAGCUGUGAGGCAAAGAACUGGUUUCUGUGUAUCACAUGCGGGCCAUGAAGGUUAAUUAGUCUUAACCGGUCACUUUCAGAUUUUUUGUUAUUCAUUAGUCUUCAUGUCGUGGGUAUCAGUUAAAAAAACCUGGAUUCGUGGUUUUCUGUUACAAGAGCCGCUACGUAUGUGUUUCUCUGCAAUUUACACUGUGUGUUCACAUUCAUGAAUACGGCACGAGCAAAUCUGACAUAAGCUUAGUCGCAUAUUUAGACCAACAUCGACUUAUGCUUAACGGCUACUUGUUGCACGUCGCAAAUUAAGACAAGGCACGUGGCCACUACCUAGAUUGUUUACCAAGAACUUUCGGUUUCUAGAUAGCCAAUUGAGUUCUUUUAUUAUGCCGGAUGAGAAAUAUGAAACAAGUAUGUACUGUAGCAUAUCCGGCACAAUCUUUAUUUAUGGAAGCUGCCUCUGGGAUCGGUUGAUUAAGGAUUGAAGCUUUCUUAUACUGUAAGUCAAGCAAUACAGAAAACAUAAAUAAGGAAUGCCCCAACGGGGUAAUCAUGUGGCAAAUACUCCUGUCUUUGACUUAGUGAACCCAUCGUAUUAUCGGAUUAUCAGUACACUCUAUAUAUGUAGAGCUCGAUCGAUUCAAAGCAGCAGCAGCACUGCAUCGUCGGAAGACGAAGCAAAUUAAGAUCAAUGGCUCUGUCUCGAAGCUCAAAGCUAGCACUUUCCUUCAUCUUCUUCUCAUGCUUCUCUCCCGUGAUCCCUUCCCUAGCUUCCUCCGAUGACUUCCUCCAAUGCCUCUCGGAGACCAUGCCAAACAACCUCGUCUUCACCCAGAGCUCGCCUUCCUUCACAUCCAUCCUGGUCUCCUCCAUCCGCAACCCCAAAUUCUUCACGCCGACCACGGUGAGGCCGCUCUGCAUCGUCACGCCGACGAACGCCUCCCACGUCCAGGCCGCCGUCAUCUGCGGCCGCCGGCACGGCGUGCGCCUGCGCGUGCGCAGCGGCGGGCACGACUACGAGGGCCUCUCCUACAGGUCAGAACGAGCCGAAGAGGUGUUCGCCGUGGUGGACCUCGCCAGCCUCCGCUCAGUCAGCAUCGACGCGGCCACGGACACCGCGUGGGUGGACUCCGGCGCCACGAUCGGCGAACUGUACUACGCCAUCGCCAAGGCGAGCGGCGACCGGCUGGCGUUCCCGGCGGGCCUGUGCCCGACGAUCGGCGUGGGCGGGCAUCUCAGCGGCGGCGGCAUGGGCAUGCUUCUGCGCAAGUACGGGCUCGCCAUUGACAACGUCAUCGACGCCAAAAUGGUCGACGCCGAGGGCAGGAUCCUCGACAAAUCCUCCAUGGGGAGCGACGUCUUCUGGGCGAUCCGGGGCGGCGGCGUCGGCGGGAGCUUCGGGAUCGUGCUUUCAUGGCAGGUGAAGCUCGUGCCCGUGCCGCCCACCGUGGCCACCUUCAGCGUCCGGAAAUCGGCCGCCGAGGGCGCCGCGGGGAUCCUAGCCAAAUGGCAGGAGCUUGGAGACCUCCUCCCCGAGGAGCUCUUCAUACGGGUGCUCGUCCAGAAGCAAGGGGCCAACUUCCAGUCCCUGUACCUGGGCACCUGCGCCGAGCUCCUCCCCGUGAUGCGCGCCGCGUUCCCGGAGCUGGGCGUGAACGCGACGCACUGCAAGGAGAUGACCUGGGUCCAGUCCGUGCCGUACAUCUACCUGGGCGCCACGGCCACCGCCGAGGACCUCCUCAACCGGACCACCUCCCUGGACACCUUCAGCAAGGCCACGUCCGACUACGUCCGGCAGCCCAUCCCGGAGGCCGUCUGGGCGGAGAUCUUCACGGCCUGGCUCGCGAAGCCGGAGUCCGGGCUCAUGAUCCUGGACCCCUUCGGAGGCGCGACCGGCAGGGUGCCGGAGUGCUCGACGCCGUUCCCGCACCGCGGAGGGGUUCUGUACAACAUCCAGUACAUGAAUUUCUGGGGGAAGGAUGGUGGUGGCACGGCUCAGGUGAAGUGGAUCAAGGAGUUUUACGCCUUCAUGGAGCCGUACGUGAGCAAGGACCCCAGGGAGGCGUACGUGAACUACAGGGACCUUGACCUGGGCCAGAAUGUCGUCCUCGGUGACGGCGACGACGGCGUCACGAGCUAUGAGGACGGCAAGGUUUGGGGCGAGAAGUACUACAAGGGGAAUUUCGAGAGGCUCGCCAUGGCCAAGGCUGAGAUCGAUCCUGACGACUACUUCCGGAAUGAGCAGAGCAUCCCUCCACUAAUUUGUGAGAAGAAGCAGACGUUGAGGAAGGCGGCGCACGGUCACGCUCAAACCGUGUAGUACCUGCACACAAUUCACUCCUGCUUAUUACAGCAUACUGUAUGUUAUCUUUCUUGUUUUUUCCAUCGUGUGUUUUGCGUGUCGGCGCCUUUCUUUGAAUUGUAUGCUCGAUUGCUAAUCGAAACCAGACUUUACGACUAUCAAA